AUGCCAGACAAGCGCACCGUCGUCCAGCUCUCGAUCUUAUCCCCUAUAGGCUACACCAAGUCGACGUGCGGAUACUGCACAGCUCCGGGCUCUGGCAAACGAAGCUCUACCAAGUCAAGCAAAUCCUACGCUAUCUGGGCUCAUCGUCUGUCGCCCUACCACUAUCAGACCCUGAUCAAUCAAGGCUGGAGACGAUCGGGUGACUACAUCUACAAGCCAGAUCUCCUCAGGAGUUGCUGUCCACAGGUCCCUAUUCGGCUUGCCGUUCAUGACUUGAAGCCCAACAAGGCUCACAAACGUGCUCUCACCAAUCUUCUCUUCAGGGUCCGUCAAACAAAGCAAAAGCCAGCAAAGUGGAAGGGUCGAUGGAGCAUAGGUAGAGAUUGGGACGUAGAGCAGCGCUUGGACGAGAUCUUGGCUUCGUCUGCUUUAUCACCAUCUUCUUCUUCUUCUUCUUCUUCUUCAGGAGGCUGGGCGGAGCGUGUAGCCGGCCCCACCACACGCAAACUUCAAGUUGGACUUGCUCUCGCUAGCACCAGCGAAGAAAAGUACCAGCUUUUUCGCAAAUAUCAGGCCAAGGUUCAUGGCGAGUUGGAAGAUGAUAUCAGCAGCGAAAAAGGAUUCUGUCGCUUCCUUGUCGACUCAAGCCUUGCUUUGACUUGGCCGUCGACGGGCAAGCCACUAAGCUCGGCUGAAGAAGCUCUCUGGAGGACAAAGCAACUCGACCCUGCACAUCUACCGGACGAGAUACCUUACGGCAACUAUCAUCAGGAAUAUCGAUUGGACGGCAAGCUCAUUGCUGUUGGUGUGCUCGACAUUCUACCCCAUUGCGUUAGUAGCGUAUAUGUGUUGUACGAUCCCGAGUACAAUGACUGGGAGCUGGGCAAAGUGACUGCUCUACAAGAGGUCGCCCUCACCAAACGUCUUGGGCGACUUGAAAGUACGAGCGAUGUCGGCUUCUACUACAUGGGCUUCUACAUUCAUACUUGUCAGAAGAUGAAGUACAAGGCAGACUACCGGCCCAGCCAACUCCUCGACUGCAACGAUAAUGCUUGGCGCAAGAUUGACCAUGUCUCCUCGAGGCUGGAUGCGAAGCAGUCGUUCGGCUGGUCGAAUAUACAGCAGCACGCCGGGGACAAUGGCGACCAGGCUGGAGAGGAGAGCCAAGAGGAGGAAGAACGCCCUCUGCGCGUGCCCACACGGCCGAGAGCUCCACCAGGAAUGCUGAAUGCCCACACGAUCCUCGAGGCUCUGCAGGAAAUGCUUGGUGGUGCUGAGGCCUCACGGAUCGACGGGGAUGUGGAUGUACUGCAAGAAUGCGUGGUGCUCGAAGCGCAGAAUCAAGAUGCAGGAAUCAAGCCUCUGCUAGGAUCAAACAUAUUUCAAGAGUACGUGCAAGGUUUGCAGCAGGGACAGUCGCCCGAGGCAGACCGAGACUGGGAGCUGGUGCAGGCGGUGGAAUGUGUCGCCGCAUUGUCGAACGCAGAGCUGGUAGCUCAGACGGUCUUGUUUAUCUGA
Ustilago hordei is the source of this 1518-nucleotide messenger RNA. RefSeq lists its product as uncharacterized. The transcript is spliced from 2 exons. Gene Ontology annotation, molecular function: arginyl-tRNA--protein transferase activity. The record is from RefSeq and is a predicted model, not a curated record. Gene Ontology annotation, cellular component: cytoplasm. Lineage: Eukaryota; Fungi; Basidiomycota; Ustilaginomycetes; Ustilaginales; Ustilaginaceae. Gene Ontology annotation, biological process: protein arginylation. The coding region runs from base 1 to 1518 and encodes 505 amino acids.